This is a messenger RNA of Trichobilharzia regenti, 285 nucleotides long. The record is from the annotation of a GenBank genome assembly. NCBI's taxonomy places the organism in Eukaryota, Metazoa, Platyhelminthes, Trematoda, Strigeidida, Schistosomatidae.
AUGAAAUUCUCUCUGAUACAGCUCAUACUAUUGGCGAUAGUGUACGGAACUAAGGCUGGCAGAAAUCUCACACUGACAAUUGGGGAGAGAACAAUCACCAACUUAAUCGAUUCACAACCAGUCGGGCGGAUAUUUGACGAGUGGUUUGAAACAGUGAGAGAGGACUACAUGAAAGAACUUGACAGCAAAAUGCUUGACUCUAACCACUACUACUGUCCAGAUCGUGUUACCUCUAACCAAAAUUGUAUUCUGAAUCAAUUUUAUUUCAAAUUUUCAAUAGAUUGA